AUGACUGACACUUAAACACAGCAUUAUAUCUUACAGUGUGUUAAUGUAUGAAACUCUAUAUGUGUAUAUAUAUAUAGUUGUGAUGCCUCGUCAAACUAAUUGUCCAUUUAAACAUACGCUCUUUGCCAAAAUGUCUUGUUAUCUGCAAAUAAAAAAACAUUUUCUAUCCAAACAACUAAAUGAUAAGACUUGGAUAGUUUAACCAAGAAUAUUAUAGUGGUUUAUUUAUGUACUCAAAUCAUAGAGGCGCAUUUUGUACUAUCUACCAUAUCUUACGAUCUCCAUCUUCUCGAACUCUUAGUGGCCAUGACAUGAUCCUUAUUUUUUUCAAAAACCUACUUGAAUAAUCAAAGCCAUCUCUUCUACGAAACUGUGUAGUUAUUAUUCGCCCCAGUACAUUUUAUUCCGCGUUCAAUGGUCAUCUUCCACUGAUUAGCCCUUACGAAAAUGGUGGUUUCUCCUAUCCAGUCACUAGCGUCUGAUUUUAUCAAGUAGUACUCCUUCUCAGGUUAAAAAACAUGCCCAUUGCCCAUCUUUGAGUAAAUUAGAGAUGUGAUUGGUUUAUGCACAUCCAUAGUUCUAUUUGCCAUGCAUCACCGCACCUAAUCCAUUACGCAUUCACACAAGGCAUUGAAUUAAUUUCGAAGACAAUGGCAUUUUUGACCACGAGAUUUUUACAAUCUGUGCGUUGCUUCGUGACUCCUCUAGCUUAAAAAAGGAAGAUAUAUAUACGCGUGAUCAAGUGCGGAAGAGGAUAUUUUACAGCGAUGACGAAGUUGUCAGCCGCAAUGAAUGCCAUUCAGAUGGAGCUAGCCUGCAUUCCCCUGAAGAGGAGGCGUUGGCGGAACAGCUGGAUUGUGUCCUCGACACAGAUGUCCCUGCAGGAGGCACAUCUGGCUUUACCUCUCCCCAACUACCCAGUCAUUCCUAUGAGACUCCCAUGGGUUCAUCUGACCUCUCCCCUCUCCCAACGCCUCUCAGCUCUUCUGACCUGCCAAGUCCCUCAAGCCUUACUCCAAGGAAGAAAAGGACCAGAAAUGUGAGUGUGAGCCCAUCCAAGAGGAGUGCAGCCACACCUUUAAAGAGGAGCACACCCACACCGUCAAAGAGGAGCACACCCACACCGUCAAAGAGGAGCACACCUUCAAAGAGGAGCACAUCUGCCCCAUUGGAGGAUAGAUGGCAUGAUGCGUCUGAGGAGGAUCUGAGCCCCCCACAGUUUCCAUUCUGCCCUAAGAGGACGCCUGGAGCUCAGCUUGAUUUCCAGAAGACAUACAGCCCCUUGGAAAUUUUCAAGCUGUUUUUCACACCUGUUGUCCUUCAAACGCUGUGCACCAACACCAACAAAUUUGCUGCCCAGAAGCGUGCGGAGGGUGGAAGGGGGCGUUGGACGGACGUGACGCCAGAUGAGAUGCUCAACUUCUUGAGCCUUGUGGUGUAUAACGGUCUGGUCAAGGUGUCAGCUCAAAGGGACCUGUGGAAGAAGACUCCCCUUUUCAGGUUUCCCUUUCCUUCCGAGGUCAUGCCAGGCUACAGGCAUGCGGCCAUAAAUGCAAAUUUACAUAUGUGUGACCCAGCUGCUGGAGUGGUGAAUGACCAGCUCCGUGGUAAGCCUGGGCAUGACGGGCUUUUCCGCCUGAGGCCUCUUCUUGAUGACCUCCUCAAUGCCUGCAGGGCACACUACCACCCACACAAAAACCUGUCAGUUGAUGAGCGCAUGGUAGCCACAAAAGCCAAUAAUAGGAUGAAGCAGUAUAUGAAGGCCAAGCCCACGAAAUGGGGUUACAAGCUAUUUGUCCUGGCCGACAGCCAAAAUGGUUACACAUGCAACUUCUCAAUUUACCAGGGAAAGUCGCAGCAUCCGAGUGGCAAUGGGCUGAGCUUUGACGCAGUUGUCGACUUACUCAAGGUGCCCUAUCUUGGCACAGGGUUCCAUGUGUAUGUUGACAACUUCUACACCAGCCCCAAGCUUUUCACCCAUCUCCACCAGCUGCGCUUUGGGGCAUGUGGGACCUUGCGGGAGAACCGCGUGGGGUUUCCACGCACAACGGAGAAUGCGUUGACCAAGAAAGCUGCUAAAGGGGAACUGCGCUGGAUUCGUGAGGGCCCCCUGAUUUUUGUGAAGUGGAAGGACGCGCGUGACGUCAUCAUGUGCUCCAGUAUCCACAAAGCCUUCAGUAGGGAGUGUGUAAUGCGGCGUGUCCGGCGCCCUGAUGGAUUCUGGUCCAAGGAGGAGAUUCCUGUGCCUGAACCGGUCACAGAGUACAACAAGUACAUGGGGGGGGUGGACCUCUCUGAUGCCCUCAUCAAGUACUUCACCGUGCACCGGAAGACGUUCCAGUGGACCACAAAGCUGUUUCUGCACUUUGUAGAUAUCGCGGUGGUAAACAGCUUCAUUAUCUUCAAGGAGAUGGCAGAGGCGAAGAAGCAGAAGUCCCUCACCCAGAAGGGCUUCAGGACGGUUCUGUGUGAGCAGCUGGCUCAAGUUGGGAUGGGGAAGGCAUCCACCUCCAAGGCGGAAGAAGUUGUCAUUGCUCCAAAGCCAGAGCCCAAGCCUUUUACCUGUUACCCGGGCCUCGUCUGUGAGCUCUCUGAUGACCCCUUUCUCUCUGCCUCCAAGGGGAGGAGGAAGUGUCGACGAUGCAAGAGCUCCACCAUUUACAAGUGUGAGGCUUGUGAUGUGCCUCUCUGCAUAAUUCCGCGUCGGAUGUGCUUCACAGAGUGGCAUAAAGACAAGCUCAGUCAACCUGACUGAUUUUAUUUUACGAAAGACUGAGACCACUGGACCAAACAUCAGGACAGGCUACCUCAUUCUAAGUGCAAAACCACGAAAAACAUGCAUGAUGAUGUACUUCUAUAUGGAUUUGGAUAGGUUUUUGAGUAUAUUAUGGAGAGGCUAUAGACCAUUGUUGGUAAAACUGGAAUUUGUCCAUUGUGUUUUACUUUAAUCAGGAACUUGCGACCAAGUCCUCCGACCUACACUGCACUGCACUGCAACUGCGACAUCACAGCUAUGACGACUCAUCUACGGAGACUUUCUACCUCAUCAACAUCGGAUCCGCCGGCACGUUCCCGUUCCCUGAGAAUUUAGCUACUGUUUUACCUUUGCCACUGUUCAUGUACUUGAUCUGUUUUGUUCACUGAACAUAACUCGUGAUAUAUUUUCAUGGUUGCUUGGUAGUUGGCUUCGCCACACCAUGCAAGGGUUAUUGUUAGUAUUGCUUCUCAGAGACAUAUGGUCUGGCAUGCAAUGCUAACCAUUUCCCUCUCCUAAUUUUGCACCAUAAUUGCACAGAUUACACCUUCAUUGGCCUUCAUAUAGCCAAACACGCGAAGGGAACACUCAAACCUCGUGUUUCACAUAGGCUCGUCCUUUGUUUACAUCACAUUUAUGUUCACAAACGUGCACACACAUGCAUGCGGAACUACGGUGACUGAACAAAGGAGCGCACACUCGAGCACGCAAGCUCACACACACAUACUACCUCUCUUUCACUCACACACACACUCUCCUUCAAUUCAUUAGUUAGUUACAUUUAGUUAGAUUAUAUAUAUUUUUUUUAUUUCUGAUCAUUGUGUUAAUAAAAGCUUUGAUUUAUAUACGCUGGUCUAUUUAAAUGUCAAACAAGAAUGGGUGAUGCCAACCUCUUCUGUUAAUAACUCCUUCAACCUCGCUAUUAAUUAGGUAACUUUGGUUGUAGUUAUUAAUUUAAUUAUUAAUCAGAGUUCCAAAAUGAAUAGUUUAGUAUAUUUGAUGAGACUGAUACAUUACAUUGAGAGUAAUUUGUGAUUGAUCUUUAUCUUGACCACUGUGGAGGACAGAACACUUUGUGUGGCGCCCCCCUAUAUGUUCAACCUAAUUUAUCUGCCUUUGUGUUGAAUGGUUGAUGCCUUUCCAAUCGGUUGAGAUUACCAACAUAUUGGUGCUGUUGUCAGGAUAGUAGCAAUGUUGUCUUGGUGGCCCUUGAGAAGACAGUUUUACUGUUUAUGCACAGUUGCACCCACAUUUAUGUGGUGGCUGCUCACAAGGUAAGGUACCUACAUUCUUUGGUGCUCCCUUGUGAGGAUGGUACCCAUUGUACCUACACCAUCAUAGAUACUCUCAAGACCAUUUAUUACACUGAAAUGAAUUCAAAAUGGUUUGCUGUAGUACAGAUUUUGGAUAGGUGACGAGACACUUGGAAAUGGAAAUGGUGGUGUGCUAGGCCAUUCUGCUAUGCACAGAAAAUGUUUUCUUAUGACAAAGUUUUACUUUUUGCUGCUCUGAAAUGUAUACUAACCUUUAACUAAAUGCAGUUGAUGGCCCAAGGGUCUUCUUUAAUUUAGGCCCUGAAUGGUUAUUAUGCAAUGUGUGGAUCCAUAGAUGUUCAAGUUUUGCAUUAAACGUUAACAUAAAAAAUAGGCAGACAUUUUCAAAAAUACCCCACAAAGAGUUUUUAAUGUAUUAAAAAGAAAAAAACUGCUGUUGAUGUACAAUUACUAGAAUCAGAGGUGAUAACUCUUUCAUCCAACACACAUCAUCCAACAGCAGCACUUGUCACCUGGAAGCCUGACUUAUUUUGUAAAAUCAAUUGUGUAAUUCUUCUG
Molecule: messenger RNA, 4587 nt
Organism: Clupea harengus (Atlantic herring)
Lineage: Eukaryota; Metazoa; Chordata; Actinopteri; Clupeiformes; Clupeidae
Product: piggyBac transposable element-derived protein 4-like
Exons: 2
Coding region: 941-2755 (604 amino acids)
Source: RefSeq, a predicted model, not a curated record